Labeo rohita (rohu) is the source of this 1540-nucleotide messenger RNA. RefSeq names its product cyclin G2 (gene ccng2). Gene Ontology annotation, molecular function: cyclin-dependent protein serine/threonine kinase regulator activity. Lineage: Eukaryota; Metazoa; Chordata; Actinopteri; Cypriniformes; Cyprinidae. Gene Ontology annotation, cellular component: nucleus; cyclin-dependent protein kinase holoenzyme complex; cytoplasm. The coding region runs from base 150 to 1142 and encodes 330 amino acids. The record is from RefSeq and is a predicted model, not a curated record. Gene Ontology annotation, biological process: mitotic cell cycle phase transition; regulation of cyclin-dependent protein serine/threonine kinase activity. The transcript has 8 exons.
GCCAGGCCCAGGGGGAGGAGCUACAUUCAACAUCAACAAAAGGAAAGAGAAGCAGAAAACAGACGAAAGAUUCUCGGAUACACAAACACAAUAUGUCCUUUUAACACCCUUGGUGUUUUGCCGACUCGAAACCCAAAUAAAGUGUAAAUAUGGAGGCCUUCAAACUGAUGAAGGAGCUGAAGAGCAAUUUGGACCAAGAGGUUCAAUAUUUGCCAAAGGAAACGGGACUCAGUUUGAUCGAAUCCACACAAGAGAACGGUAAUGGACUUUCAGCCAAAUGUCGAGAUGCCCGAGUGGAAGAUCUCUGGAGCUUGACCAGUUUCUUCGGCUACAGCACUGAGACCUUCGUACUAGCCGUUAACCUGCUGGACAGGUUUAUAGCUAUGAUGAAGGUUCAACCGAAGUAUUUGGCCUGCAUCAGCAUCGGUUGCCUUCACAUCGCCACCCGAGUGACCGAAGAAGAGUGCAACGUUUCGUCCAGCCACGAGCUCAUUCGCAUCAGCCAGUGCAAGUUCACCGUCUCGGACCUCAGCCGAAUGGAGAAGAUCAUUUCUGAGAAGCUCAACUUCCAGUUAAAAGCCGUCACAGCCUUAACCUUCCUGCAUUUGUACCACGCCAUUGCACUUUCGCACACGUCCAACAGAAAAGCUGUCCUGAAUCUUGACAAACUGGAAGCUCAGCUAAAAGCCUGCCUAUGCAGAAUGGUUUUCUCCAAAGCAAAACCUUCGGUGCUCGCUUUGUCGCUGUUGAUGCUUGAGAUCGAGGCCUUACAGUCUGCGGACCUGCUUGAAAUCGCCCAACGCAUACAAACACACUUAAAGAUCUCGAAGUCUGACCUGGCGCACUGGCGAGGCCUUGUAGGCCAGUGUAUGAGGGAAUACUCUUCUCCGGAAUGUGCCAAACCGGACCACAAGAAACUGGUGUGGAUCGUCUCGCGGAGGACUGCGCAGAAUCUGCACAGCUGCUACCGAAACGCCCCCGAGCUGCCUACCAUCCCGGAGGGAGCAUGGGAUGAGAGCGAGAGCGAGGAUUCAAGUGAAGACCUGAGCUCUGGGGAAGAGAGUCUGAGCAGCUCGCUGGGCAGCGACGCCGAAGGACCCUACUUCCCCCCGAACUUCCGCUCCCGUGCCCGCCGUCUGUAAAAUGCUCUAAACCACUCGCCAAGGAGCACAACCACCGAUGGAGAUGUGGCCUCAAUUGCAGCCAAUGAUCUGAAUGGCUUCCUUGUCAUCUUCCAAGAUGAUAUCACAGACCUCUCCUGGCUGGAAACCUAAAGUUCUACAGCGAGGUGCCAUUGUGCCUGAGUUCAACGAAACCACCGAGUCCAAAAUAUCAAAAUUGUAUUUUAAAACUCUUCUUUUAUGGCUUACAGGAAGCCAACCACAUACUGUAAAGAUCUCUCUUGAUUACUUGUGUUAAGCUAAAAGUGGAAUAAUUCAGCACUGCACAACACUGGCAGCUAAAAACUUAAAACAAACAAAAAAAAAAAAUAGUAGUCGUAGCAUAUAUAGUAGUUGGUGCAUGUUCGGAUUUGUCAACA